Spodoptera litura is the source of this 7702-nucleotide messenger RNA. NCBI's taxonomy places the organism in Eukaryota, Metazoa, Arthropoda, Insecta, Lepidoptera, Noctuidae. The record is from RefSeq and is a predicted model, not a curated record.
CGCUCUCCGCUCCCUCUCCCUCAGUCGUUCGCGCGCGUCGUUUGUGAUAACUCGUCUGCGCGUUAUCCGCUGUUUGCCGCGUAUUAUGUUUACAAUAGUGUUGUUAUUGUUUUCGUUAUUAUAAAAAAAUACAUAAUUUAAGUGUUUUGUGCUGUGUUCCGAAGUGCAAUAUAGAAUUGAAACAGUUCAAUAUUAAAUUGUGGAUCACAAGGAGCAGACAAGCACGGCAAGCACCGAGCUCAGCUCGGGUCAUGUGGUCAGCAGGCCAGGGGCGCGGCACGGCGUGAUGAGGCGCGCGUGCGACAACCUUGCCUGGCCGGUGGUGGCGUGCGCGCUGCUUAUGGCAUGCGCGCGCGCCGAUGCCGCAGGCGACAACAAACUACCCACGGGAAUAUGCUCGUCGAUGGAUAUAAGGAACAAGCCGGAGAGCUUCGCGCAGCUGAAAGGCUGCCGAGUCAUCGAAGGCACGCUGAGUAUGGUGUUAAUGGAACGCGCCACGCCCAAGAUCUUCGAGAACAUGAGCUUUCCAGAACUGAGAGAGGUCACCGAUUAUAUAGUGAUGUAUAGGACGAAAGGUGUGCAGAAUCUGGGUGACCUUUUUCCCAAUCUCACGGUGAUACGUGGAAUGCAACUCUUCAAGGAUUUCGCUCUCGUUAUAUUCGAUAAUGAGCAUCUGGAAUCUGUGGGGCUUCGGUCUUUGGUGAAGAUUGAGAGAGGCGGAGUGCGGAUACAACAGAACGACAGGCUUUGUUAUGCUAACACUAUCGACUGGUCCUUGAUCACAUCGGAACAUGCUGUCAACAUUAUUAGGUUAAACUACGACACGCGACUGUGUGGGCUGUGCCCAUAUGCACAGAGUCGAGUGGACGGGGACCAUCGACAGUCGCAUGCGCAGUGCCCGACUGAUGGAUCUGGUCGGCUGUUAUGUUGGGAUGAUAAACACUGUCAGAAGGUUUGUCCAAAGAAAUGCGGUGACAGUGGGUGUCUAAAUAAUGGCACAUGUUGCCAUGCGUCCUGCCUGGGCGGUUGCACCGGGCCCACCUCCUGGGAUUGCCACGCCUGCCGAAACUUCUCCAUCGGGGAUGGUCCUGAAAGAAAAUGCGUAGAGAAAUGCCCCUCUGAUCUUUAUGAGUUGUUCCACCGCUGCGUGACGGAGUCCGCGUGCCGCGCCACGAAGCCGCCCACCAACGCCGAGGCGGACCACCGCGGCGCCUCGCCACACAUCCGCAAGUACAAGAUAUUCAACAACAGCUGCGUGUUUACCUGCCGCAGCGGGUACAUGGAGGUGGGCGAUGCUAACAACUUGACAUGCCAGCAAUGUCCGGCGUCGGGCUGCGUGAAGGAGUGCGCGGGGGGCAAGAUAGACUCCGUGGCGGCGGCGGAGCAGUUCCAGGGCUGCACGCACAUCAAGGGGAAACUAGAGAUCAAUAUCCGCGCCUCUGGUGGUAAUACUUUAGCAGUAUUAGAAAACUCAUUGGGCGACAUACGAGAAAUAACUGGUAUGUUACAAGUGGUGCGCGCGUUUCCACUAGUGUCGUUGAUGUUUCUCAAGAAACUGAGGAAAAUCACGGGAUCCUGGGAACCAGGUGCCAAAAAUCGUGGUCAAGUGAUACAUAUAUUCAACAACCCGAACCUUGAGUUACUGUGGGACUGGCCGAGUCAUGGCCCCAUCGACAUCGUGGGAGGCAGUCUGUUCAUACAUCUCAACCCAAAGCUGUGCUACAUCAACAUACUGCCGCUAAAGAACAUGACCAGGGAACCGCGCUCUAAUUUCACCGAAAUUGAAGUGUCGGAGGAUAACAAUGGAAACCAGGCUUCCUGUUUGCCGGACAAGCUGCAUGUGAAAGCGAGUCAGUUGUAUGACAAGGCAGUGGUACUGUCGUGGAACAUGUACUGUCCUGAAGAUAUGCGCAAGUUGUUAGGAUACUCCAUCUACUACAUCGCGACGGAUCUUAACGUCACCCUCUAUGAACAGAGGGAUGUCUGCUCAGAUCGAUGGAACGUUCUCGAUAUAACAGCAGAUGAAGCGCGUAACUACACGAGGGAUGCUCCUGCCGGCAAUCAAAACCAAAACGAGAUUCUGUUGAACCCUUGUCAAAACAGACAACCCUUGUUCUGUCCAGUCUCACACCUCACCCCCUUCACUCGUUACGCAGCGUACGUCAAGACAUACACUACCACGCAGGAGAAGAAGGGCGCACAGAGUUCCAUCAUAUAUUUCGUUACUUUACCUGAAAGGCCGAGUCCCCCGGUGGCGCUGUCGGUAGAGAUGGUGUCUCCCCACUCAGUGUUCAUCAGUUGGUCGCCGCCCACGAUGCCCAACGGGACCAUCAUACUCUACCACGUCGAAGUACAAGCCAACAGCUACAACAAACCCAAGAUAUUGGCUGGAAAUACUAAUUAUUGUUCCAAUCCGAGUCUCCUGACCAACAUGAUCACAGCGCAAUCCGAGGAACCUGCGGAAACACAGGAGCAAAAGACUACCGGUGACGUCACAAAUGGCUCGUGUGCUUGCAAGGAAGAGGACAAACCAGGCACCCGGUUCAAUUCCCGCAUAGAGGAAGACCGCAGGGAGACUAUCGCCUUUGAGAAUCAGCUGCAGAAUACUGUCUACGUAAAGAAUGAUAAUAGACCGAAAGCGAAGAGAGUGAAGCGUUCCGUCGACCACACCCUGAACAGUAUGCUUGUGAAACUGACAAAAAACUUUGAGCCCCAGGUUGGACUGAACUACACGAACAGCACGGACGAGGAAGCCAACUGCAGUCGCAUCGAGCCUAAUGCUUGCGUCGUAAAGGACUCCACAGGCUAUGUGAAGUCGUUGUACUUCGAGCUGGGCGGCAAGGUGCAGACGCUGAAGGUGACCAACAUGCGCCACUUCACGUGGUACACCGUCAGCAUCUGGGCGUGUCGCUCCCGCCACGAGAACGAGUCCGUCGCCGACUACAACGACAAGUGGUGCUCCAACCGGUCCUACAACACCUUCCGCACUCCGGAACGAGUGAACGCGGAUAUAGUGGACAAUUUGCAAGCUGAAGUGAUUAUAUCAAACAAAACGUUAGGUGAAGUGAACGUCACUUGGAAACCGCCGAAAAAUCCGAACGGAUUUGUCGUAGCGUACUCCGUGUACUACACCCGUGUUGACGAGAGCACAUCAUUGACGCCGUCUGGUUUGCAGGGUUGUGUGACAGCGGACGAGUACGAGAAGAAUGGCCACAGCUACACCCUGCGCAGCCUGGCGCCAGGGAACUAUACCAUCGAGGUCACGCCCAUCACUGUCGCUGGCUCAGGAAACACCUCCGCUGUACAUCCACCCAUCUUCAUACCGGAGAGGUCGGCGGAGAGCGCGUACGAGUGGGUGUGGGGCGUGGUGGGGGGCUGCGUGAUGAUGGGCGCGCUGCUGGGCGCCGGCCUGUGGUACGCGCGCCGCGCCCUGCUGCCCUCCGCCGAGGCCAACAAACUCUUCGCCAGCGUCAACCCGGAGUAUGUCUCCACCAUGUACGUGCCCGACGAGUGGGAGGUGCCGCGCGCCUCCGUCGAGUUCAUUCGGGAGCUGGGCCAGGGCUCCUUCGGAAUGGUAUACGAAGGCCUUGCUAAAGGUAUAGAAAAAGGAAAAGCGGAGACACGGUGUGCUGUUAAAACUGUCAACGAGCACGCCACUGACAGGGAACGUCAAGAAUUCUUGAACGAGGCUUCGGUGAUGAAGGCAUUCGACACGUUCCAUGUAGUGCGACUGCUGGGCGUGGUAUCUCGCGGACAGCCCACGCUCGUCAUCAUGGAGCUCAUGGAGUUCGGGGACCUCAAGACGUACCUGCGCUCGCACAGACCUGAUGCAGACGCAUCGCUCCCGCGCAAGGGCGGCAGUGAUCCUCCUACAUUGGAGAAUAUACUACAGAUGGCUAUAGAAAUAGCCGACGGUAUGGCCUACCUAUCGGCCAAAAAAUUCGUGCACCGCGAUCUCGCGGCGCGCAACUGUAUGGUCGCCGGAGACCUUACCGUGAAGGUCGGGGACUUCGGUAUGACCAGAGACAUCUACGAGACUGAUUACUAUAGGAAAGGCACCAAAGGCCUAUUGCCGGUGCGCUGGAUGAGUCCAGAGAGCCUCAAAGAUGGAGUGUUCUCGAGUAGUAGCGACGUGUGGAGUUAUGGCGUCGUGUUGUGGGAGAUGGCGACGCUCGCCAUGCAGCCCUACCAGGGGCUGUCCAACGAGCAGGUGGUGCGGUACGUGGUGGAGGGCGGCGUGAUGGAGCGGCCGGAGCACUGCCCGGACCGCCUGUACGAGCUGAUGCGCGCGUGCUGGGCGCACCGCGCGCCCACGCGGCCGUCCUUCCUGCAGCUGGUGGCGGACCUGGCGCCGUCCGCGCACGCCCACUUCCGCCAGCGGAGCUUCUUCCACACGCCGCAGGGACAGGAGAUGUACUCGCUGCAGCGCACCACCAUGGAGGACGAGGCGGAGCUGGCCGAGGUGAACGUGGGCGCCGUUGCCACCGGCUCCGGCUCCAACCUGUUCGGCGUGUCGGGGCGGCUUGCGUCCUGGGUGCGCGAGCUGUCCUCGCUGCGCUCGCGCGCCUCCGAAGACGCGGCCGCCGAGCCGCUGCAGCCGCUGCGCGCGGACCCCAAGGGGAACGGCGGGCCUCUACCGCCCUGCUAGCCCCGCUGGCCGCGCUAGCCCCGCUAGUCUCGCUGGCCGCGCUAGCACUGUGAGCCCCGCGAGCCCCGCCGGACUAUGCUACGUGGCGGGGCUCGCCCGCAUUUAUUACGUUAUCGUGCGCCCGAUGGACGGACGCUCGAGUAUUGUUGUUUUUCAAGAGCUCGACGCGAGAGGGCGAUGCGUUUGUUUUCGUGUGACGAUUCGUUUUCAUAUCAGGAAAGUAAUAUUUUUGCUGAGACGAUAUUAAGUGAGUCGAUAUGUCUCGACGUGAAUCCUAUAUAGUUUACCUCGACGUUAUUAUAUAGUUAUAGAUCGAUGUCACUUUUGACAUAGCCUAUUAAUGUUAAGUUUACCAUUUAAGAUGUAAAGCGUGUAUAGUUUUAUGUAGGCGAGAUCGUGUACAAAUUAUUUUUAUUAUUAUUAAUUUCUUGACGUAUAGUUCGGUACCUUGCUACUGUUUCAAAGUGAACAAGUAACAGGUGUCAAAUUCGUUGAAGUUGUUAUGUUGUUGUGCCAAGUACUUUUAUUACAAACGUACUUGCGAAAUGAAUUUGUCACUUGUCCUAAUAAAUACAAGUUGCAUCUGCUUAUAAUACUCAACUGUUGGAUUUGCCGCUUUAGAUAUCAGCUAUUUUUCUACUUGUAUAAAGUAUAAUUUGAAAUAUUGAAUUAAAAUAAAAUUAACCACCAAAGAUUUGGAAAGUAAACGUCUAAAUUUACAAGUCUUUUAUGCUGUUACUUAUUGUAGCUGUGUUAUCAAUGUUUGCAAAGAUAAUUAUAUAAUUGUAUUAGAGUAAUUAUACAGGGUCGUUUCAAAUUAGUUGUAACUGGUUUUAGUAGGAACGUGAAGCAACACCCACAGUUUAGUCAUAAUGCGUAAGUUAACGAGAAAAGACGAAAAACGUGUUACUUAGUGUUGCCGGCCAUACGUAUCGAUAUAUAUUGUAACAUGCAGACCGCACGAGGGCUCACGGCUCGUGCGCUUUGCACAGCGAGUACUUACUAGUGCCAGUUAAGUGACAACGUUGAAUUUAAAUGACUUUAUAUACCGCAACAUUUGUUUAACAACAUGUUAUUGUGUACGUGAAUAUAAAUGUAGAUCGUAAUCAUGUUACAGUUAUUCUCAGUUACAAGUUACGCCGAUAACAAUGUGUUCCCCAUCGACUUAAAUGCAAUAGACAAUUCCUGCCACUAUUGUUAAAUAUUUAUAUUACUAGACUGCAUACUAUUAUUGUUUAAAUACGAGUAAAUGUUAUGUAACCAAAGUAUGAGUGCAACUGACAGUGUGCCUAUAUUUACAGUGGUUCAUCGCUUGUACACAAUGGGUAGCUGGAGUUUGAUACUAUUUCAAAACUUAAACAUUCUGAUCUAAGAUCGAGACGAUUAUAAGUUAUCUGAUUAGAUAGUUGACUUACUAGUAAUUAAGCAAUUAUAGGGUGCGUCCCUAUUAGUACAAUAACAGAUUUUUAGAGCGAUAGUUAAUACAAUCAUGUAUGCAAAGCUCAUACCAUCUAUCACCUUCUGAACUAUCCAGUUCUAUACUCAAUUCAUUUUGUCACAAGUUUUUACAUAAUAAUUAUGUACGGCGUUAUUUGAAUAAAAAACUAGAAUUAAUUAAAACAAUUCUAAUCUUGAAUUCAUCUUGAUAGCUAGUAGACACUAUAUUUGUUUUCUUGGUAGAAGACUACUAGUUUAUCUCUUCCUUUAUAGCCAUUGAUGAAUUUCAUAUAGAAAACGUAAAAAAUGCAAUUUAUUAAUCGUAUUAUAUCUUUUUUUAUUUGACGGGUUUUAAUAAAUAGCUGAAAUUCUGUGCGCAUCUCUUAGUACCUAAUUCAUUUGAACAAGUGAUGAUCUACUGUACGGCAUAAAUAGGUGACCUAUGGCAUAAUAAGCACAAGCGUUGCGUAGGCCACAUGGCAUGAAGCAGGAUACAGAGCUCAAAUAUAAAAAAAAAAACUGAUGCUCUUUAUGAAUCUGAUCCGAGUACAUAAGUAUAUUUAUACUUUUUAUAUUUUGUAUGAGUCAUGUGUGCUAGCCCUUUAUUACAUGCAGAGCCAAUCAGUGAACCAUCUCCAUAAUAUUGUUACAACGUACUGUAGUAUCUCAUUGUAGAUAAUAACUUAAUAAGUUACUGAUAUAGCAUAUUUAUAAAAUGCGAAUAUAUUUAUGUCUGUAAGGUUGCUAAGUAUAGAAACGUUUCAAUGAGAACAUGCUUAAAGUCCAACUUUUAUUGUGUUCAUAUUGUUCCAUUUGUAUAGUUACAGUUUUGUACUUUAGUCCACUGCAAUAUAUGUGUAGUAACACAACGUAAUAGCUAGGUAUAAUAUAACUAUGUAGUUCCUUUUUAUUAUUUUUGUUCACAUUUAUUGUGCAGUGAUUUUUGGCAGCAAGUUUGUAGAUAUUAUUGACUUUGUUAAUUUAAUUAAUGACAUGCCUAGAAAUAGAUAAGGUCGUGGGGUGAAUUUAUGAUGGUUUGAAUAUGAAUUUACAAUUACAUUUGAUUUACAUUUAAUUUUGUAUUUUAUACUUACAACUACAUUGAUAGCAAGUUUCUUGUUAAAUUUAACUAGGAAAAUGUUAGCUACAUAAUAUUGUAAUUAACUGUAAUAAAAUAUAAUUAUAUUAAUAUACAAUCAACCAAAGGUAAACUCCAAUAAUGUACAACAGUGGUGGACGUCAGACCCCAGCAGUGAGCGCGGCUGGGGUCCGAGGCCCGCUCUAGUAAAUAACAACUGUUACGAUAAUGUGGUUUAAGGGUUUAAACGAGUGCCUUCAGACAUCCAGCCUUUAUUGCAUGCAGGUUUGUUGAUUGUGUGAGGUGGACACAUGCCGCAUGCAUUCAGUACUCUCUAUUUCUUUUAUAUACACGUGUUCGUUUAACAAGUAACGCUAGAAUGUCGAGUAUACAAUUGUUUUCAUUUUAACACAAUCAAGAAACUGUGCCACGGAAAUCAAUUCAGCUCGGUUGGCUAUGUAUAUGGGCGAUAUGUUACGAAUGGCUUACCGAUAGUAUUUUAUUUAAGUCGUUGACCACCUUUAUUUGUGAAUUAGUAA